This is a messenger RNA of Ostrinia nubilalis (European corn borer), 760 nucleotides long. RefSeq lists its product as uncharacterized. The record is from RefSeq and is a predicted model, not a curated record. NCBI's taxonomy places the organism in Eukaryota, Metazoa, Arthropoda, Insecta, Lepidoptera, Crambidae. The coding region runs from base 94 to 756 and encodes 220 amino acids. The transcript has 5 exons.
GCGUUAAAAUACAGCAUAUUCGCGCACAAAAAACGCUUUUUAGUGUUAAAAUAAAAUGAGAAUAGGCAGUUAAAGUGGAUUUCGUAUCCGAGAAUGGUGCCGUUCGUUGUCUUUUUGGCAGGCGCAUUCGGGGCGGCAGUGGCGAAUGUUCAGGAGAAAUACUUUCAAGAAAACAGAGUACUGGCCAAAGCCAUCGUGGAGGCUCUACAGGACUCCAGAUUCGAGGAGGAGCUGCUGUUUGACUUGAAGAAGGAAAACCAGGUCUACCUCAACCGCACCAUGUCUUUGGUCAUCAAGUAUAUUGUUAAGAGAGAAGUGGAUAACUAUAGGUCUCGACGAACUGAUGCCAUUAGCAGAAGAAUCUACUCGUCACUAAUUAUGAAACUUAUCGAUAUUGCAAAGGCACCAAGGAUCCUGGCUCAAUUGGGGAAACUAGACGACCUGACGCCUAGACUGCUUGUGAGAAAACUUAAAGCCAUGGAGAUUAAGCCAGUGCAUUUAGGAGUUGCUUUACUUAUUCAGUACUACCUCCGUAACACCGUCAACUUCGCGAUACGGUCCCGUACCAUCGAGGUUCUAGCCACCAAGCCCCAGGACGUGGGUCCCCAGGUCAUCGACAUGCUAAAGGCGCUAGCCGCUCGCCUGCUGCCCGUGGCGGAACUGUUGGAUGUCCACCUGGCCCACUCCAGCCCUGCCUUCAAGGAUUCCUGUCCUAACACCUGGCUUGGUAUUGUCAAUAAUAAACAACUACGAUAGCACA